CUUGCUUCGCAGCACGAAUGACCCCUGAAGUCCCAGUCCUCGGUAGCGAUCAAGCUGGCGGAAGCUCAAUGGACUCUGUAACUAGGCCAUAUGCACCGCCUCGGAUACUCUCCUCGAGGGAGAGCUCGUCUUGGCAGCUUGCGUAUGAGCCUCUUCGCCAGCCAUCCUCGGCUGCCUGGCCCACGCACCCGGUGCCAGCGGACUGUCCGCGCUGCCGAGGGCGGGUUGUGACGCUCGUGACACGGGAAGCGGGCAUGGGCACGUGGACCGCGGCGGGCGGCCUAGCGCUGGCAGGCUGCGUGCUGGGGUGCUGCCUGCUGCCCUUCGCCUGGGACACCUGCAAGGACGCGACACACACCUGCCCUGAGUGCGGCUGCGAGCUCGGGAAGCGGGCGUGCGCUGUGCUGGGCCGGCGGCCGGCGCUGCCCCACCAUCACCACCACCAUCACCAGAAUCACCACCACUUGAACGUUGGAGACAUUGCGGCUGCGGUCGCUUGGGGAGCUGGCGGUGGCGGCGGCGGGUUCGCGGACGGCUGGGGCGCGGUAGGGACGGGGCUCAUGUCGCUAAUGCGGCGCCACGCUUCUUAAGAGAGGAGCCUCACACUCACAGGCUAGAAAGGGAUAAUAAGGAGUUCGGCGGAAUUAGGGGCAGCUGUAUGUGUGGGCGGGAGUAGAUCGCGCAGGUUGUAAAGGCUACCAAGC
This is a messenger RNA of Chlamydomonas reinhardtii, 704 nucleotides long. RefSeq lists its product as uncharacterized. The record is from RefSeq and is a predicted model, not a curated record. The transcript has 4 exons. Gene Ontology annotation, molecular function: zinc ion binding. NCBI's taxonomy places the organism in Eukaryota, Viridiplantae, Chlorophyta, Chlorophyceae, Chlamydomonadales, Chlamydomonadaceae. The coding region runs from base 69 to 590 and encodes 173 amino acids.